Rhinolophus ferrumequinum (greater horseshoe bat) is the source of this 3730-nucleotide messenger RNA. Its product is annotated as rab GTPase-binding effector protein 1. Gene Ontology annotation, biological process: Golgi to plasma membrane transport; endocytosis. The record is from RefSeq and is a predicted model, not a curated record. Gene Ontology annotation, molecular function: growth factor activity; GTPase activator activity. Bases 198 to 2786 code for a protein of 862 amino acids. The transcript has a single exon. Gene Ontology annotation, cellular component: endosome; endocytic vesicle. Lineage: Eukaryota; Metazoa; Chordata; Mammalia; Chiroptera; Rhinolophidae.
AUGAGGAGGCGGAGGUCGGCGUUCGGGUCCGUCUCUGCCCGCGGCUGUGGCGGCGCCGGCGGCUCCAGCCUUAGCGGUUCCUCCCUGGGCGGCGGCGGCGGCGGCUCCGUCGACGCCUCCUCCGCCAGCUGAGUCCGCGGGAGCCCGGGUCGCCGCUUCCCCGUCCAUCUCCUCUCCCCGAGGCCCGCCGCCUGGCCAUGGCGCAGCCGGGCCCGGCUUCUCAGCCUGACGUUUCUCUUCAGCAACGGGUAGCAGAAUUGGAAAAAAUUAAUGCAGAAUUUUUACGUGCACAGCAGCAGCUUGAGCAAGAAUUUAAUCAAAAGAGAGCAAAAUUUAAAGAGUUGUAUUUGGCUAAAGAGGAGGAUCUGAAGAGGCAAAGUGCAGUGUUACAAGCUGCACAGGAUGAUUUGGGACACCUUCGAACACAGCUCUGGGAAGCCCAGGCAGAGAUGGAGAAUAUUAAGGCCAUUGCCACAGUCUCUGAGAAUACCAAGCAAGAAGCUAUAGAUGAAGUGAAAAGACAAUGGAGAGAAGAAGUUGCUUCACUUCAGGCUGUUAUGAAAGAAACAGUUCGUGACUAUGAGCACCAGUUCCACCUUAGGCUGGAGCAGGAGCGAACACAGUGGGCACAGUAUCGAGAAUCCGCAGAGAGGGAAAUAGCUGAUUUGAGGAGAAGGCUGUCUGAAGGUCAAGAGGAGGAAAAUUUAGAAAAUGAAAUGAAAAAGGCCCAAGAGGAUGCUGAAAAACUUCGGUCUGUUGUGAUGCCCAUGGAGAAGGAAAUUGCAGCUUUAAAAGAUAAACUGACAGAAGCUGAAGACAAGAUUAAAGAGUUGGAGGCCUCAAAGGUUAAAGAACUGAAUCAUUAUCUGGAAGCUGAGAAAUCUUGUAGGACUGACCUAGAGAUGUACGUAGCUGUUUUGAAUACUCAAAAAUCCGUUCUACAGGAAGAUGCUGAGAAACUGCGGAAAGAAUUGCAUGAAGUUUGCCACCUCUUGGAGCAAGAGCGACAACAACACAACCAGUUAAAACACACGUGGCAGAAGGCCAAUGACCAGUUUCUGGAAUCGCAGCGUUUGCUGAUGAGGGACAUGCAGCGAAUGGAGAUUGUGCUAACUUCAGAACAGCUCCGACAAGUGGAAGAACUGAAAAAAAAAGAUCAGGAGGAAGAUGAACAACAAAGACUUAAUAAGAGAAAGGAUCACAAAAGAGCAGAUAUUGAAGAAGAAGUAAAAAUACCAGUCGUGUGUGCUUUAACUCAUGAAGAAUCUUCAGCCCAGUUAUCAAAUGAAGAGGAGCAUCUAGAUAGCACCCACGGUUCAGUCCAUUCUUUAGAUGCAGAUUUACUGUUGCCCUCUGGAGAUCCAUUCAGUAAAUCGGACAGUGACAUGUUUAAAGAUGGACUCAGGAGAGCACAGUCUACAGACAGCUUGGGAACCUCAGGCUCACUGCAAUCCAAAGCUUUAGGCUAUAACUACAAAGCAAAAUCUGCUGGAAACUUGGACGAAUCAGAUUUUGGACCGUUGGUCGGAGCAGAUUCGGUGUCUGAGAACUUUGAUACUGCCUCCCUCGGGUCACUGCAAAUGCCAAGUGGAUUUCUUUUAACCAAAGAUCAGGAAAAAGCAAUCAAGGCAAUGACACCAGAACAAGAAGAGACGGCGUCGCUCCUCUCCAGUGUCACCCAGGGUGUGGAAAGUGCUUACGUGUCCCCCAGUGGUUACCGCUUAGUCAGUGAGACAGAGUGGAAUCUCCUGCAGAAAGAGGUACAUAAUGCUGGAAAUAAACUUGGUAGACGUUGUGAUAUGUGUUCCAAUUAUGAAAAACAGUUACAAGGAAUUCAGAUUCAGGAGGCUGAAACAAGAGACCAGGUGAAAAAACUACAGGUGAUGCUAAGGCAAGCAAAUGACCAGUUAGAGAAGACAAUGAAAGAUAAACAGGAACUAGAAGACUUCAUAAAGCAGAGCACUGAAGAUUCAAGUCAUCAGAUUUCUGCACUUGUCCUAAGAGCCCAAGCAUCUGAGAUCUUACUUGAAGAGUUACAGCAGGGGUUUUCCCAAGCAAAGAGGGAUGUUCAGGAACAGAUGGCAGUGCUGAUGCAGUCACGGGAACAGGUUUCAGAAGAGCUGGUGAGGUUACAGAAAGAUAAUGACAGUCUUCAGGGAAAGCAUAGCUUGCAUAUGUCAUUACAGCAAGCAGAAGACUUCAUUCUCCCGGAUACUAUAGAGGCACUCCGGGAGUUGGUACUGAAAUACCGGGAGAACAUCAUUAAUGUGCGGACAGCAGCAGACCACAUGGAAGAGAAGCUGAAGGCCGAGAUCCUUUUCCUAAAAGAGCAGAUUCAAGCAGAACAAUGCUUAAAGGAAAACCUUGAAGAAACCCUGCAGCUGGAAAUAGAAAACUGCAAGGAAGAGAUAGCUUCCAUUUCUAGCUUAAAAGCUGAAUUGGAAAGAAUAAAAGUAGAAAAGGGACAGUUGGAAUCCACAUUAAGAGAGAAGUCUCAACAGCUUGAGAGCCUUCAGGAAAUGAAAAUCACUUUGGAAGAACAGUUAAAGAAAGAGACUGCUGCUAAGGUUACCAUUGAACAACUAAUGUUUGAAGAGAAGAACAAAGCUCAGAGGUUGCAGACAGAACUAGAUGUCAGUGAACAAGUCCAGAGAGAUUUUGUAAAGCUUUCUCAGACCCUUCAGGUGCAGUUAGAGCGGAUCCGGCAAGCAGACUCGUUGGAGAGAGUCCGGGCAAUUCUGAAUGACACCAAACUGACAGACAUUAACCAGCUCCCUGAGACAUGACGCCUCAUAGCAGGACUCUAGUCUGCACUUUGGGUUUUUAACUCAUCUUUAGAGCAACAUUAAUUAUUAUUUAACUCUUAACUGAAGAAGUCACAAUAAGGAAGAUUGGAGAAAUGCUUAUUUCUAGUGGGAGAAGACUGUGCAGCACAGGAACAGCAGUCUUGGUCAUUUGCAGCAGAAAGACCUUUCAAAUAGGAACAGUAAUGAAACUGCAGACUUGAUUCCAGCAGGUGUCGGAUCAAAUUUGGUGAUGGAGAAAGCGCUGUUUCCUGGCCUGCAUUACCCAACAUUUCCCUACCCUAAAGCACCAUCCCAGUAGUGUGUGGAAUUACAUUUCCCGUUCAUAGGUAUUGGAAGAGAAUUUUUUCUGUUGUCUAGAGUUCAUCAGUAAUAGUAUUCAGUUAGCAGACAGGUGUAAUAUGCUGUAUGAAUAUUUUAUAUUAAAAUAUGAAGUUUGAGAGCAGGCCAUUGGCUAGUGACUGUAUUUCGUAGCUCAGUGUUUUUUUUUUUAACCAUUUUACCUUGCGUUGGAGGACCUUAAAUGCUACUGAAACUUGCCUGAGAACCAUAAGACGGUGGCAAACAAAAUCAAUUCAAGAAAUGAAUUAUGAGAAUUUGAAAACUUGGCUGGGGCUGUAUGUAUUGGAAGUUGAGGUUAAAGGAGAAGCACAAGACACUGUUUGGAAGCACUUUUUCUGCCGCCUGGAUGAAUUUUGUGGGCCCACAGGUACCUGGAUCAAGCUGAACUGGUACCAGCUACUCUUUUGAAAACUGUUUUAGAUAUUGGAUCAGUGGAAAAAUAAUAAUAAAGCAAGCUGUACUGACAACAUCUAGUAUUUAUAAAUUUAUAAGGCUGCUGCUUAUUUUCAACCCAAAUCAGUGGGCCAGAGUAAUGUUUGUUUUAAAAGUGUCAAAUAUAAAAAUGGUGAUAAUUACGUUUGACA